This is a messenger RNA of Olea europaea var. sylvestris, 2006 nucleotides long. RefSeq names its product BTB/POZ domain-containing protein At2g13690-like. The coding region runs from base 227 to 1855 and encodes 542 amino acids. The transcript is spliced from 2 exons. NCBI's taxonomy places the organism in Eukaryota, Viridiplantae, Streptophyta, Magnoliopsida, Lamiales, Oleaceae. The record is from RefSeq and is a predicted model, not a curated record.
UCCAUGGUGUGGCGUUAGGUGGCGGCUCGACGACACCCGUGGAAGCAUUUCUCCGAUUACAUAUGUGCCACUGCAAGUGCAUUUAUCCUAUCUAAAAUUCCUCAGAUUCUUCUCCCUCUUUGUUUCCCAACAAAAUAUACCCAGAGAAAUCCCCCAAGUUUUUCAGUUACAAUUAAACAAUCAGUUAUCAGAUUACAAUAUAUCAAAUGUAAUCUGAUUUCAUAAAAUGUACAACUCCAUGCGAAUUAAGUCCCACCACCAACACCAGCAGCAGCGCCGCCGUGAACCUCCGGUGCACAGCCGCCGGUCAUGGUGUUGCUCCUUCACCACUCCACCAUUUACUACGGACAACCCUGACACCGUUACCCUCUCCCGUUCUCAGUCUCUUCGAUCAUACUCGUCUUCGUGUAAGAAGACGGAGAUACCAUUAUCCAACAAGUCCACUCCCAGCUCCCCUCAGGCCCAGAAGUUGCCCCUUGCCCGCCGUAUCCUCUCUCCGGGUCGGGUCUCUCCCAUAUCGGACAAACCGCAUUUAGAAACCCCCCUGAAAAAGACCCAAGCAACUCCUAAUUCUCCCAAACUGCCCCUACCCAGUGGUUCACGCAGUCCUGUAAAAAUUGACUCAAAAGAUGAUGGGCAUUCAAGGAUUUUCGAUGUGAGGUUGAAUCUGAAGGGGAAGAAUGGGGGAUCCUUGAUUCUGGAGCUCAGCUCGGAAGUUCUGAUUGAGAAUAGCGUGGUUUUUGGGGAUUUGAUUACUGAAUGUGGAAAGAAUCUGAGCGGACUAUGUAGGAUUGAGGUAGCUGAUGUGGAAAACUUGAAUGUUUUUCGUAAAACAAUUGAGUUCAUGUUUGAUGAGGAUAUUGAAAAGAAGCUCCUCAAGAUUGGGGUUUUUGGCGCUAUUGGUAUACUUGAGGUAUCAGAAGGUAUCAAGUUUGGAAGGGGUGUUUCUUCAUGUUUGAAAUACCUUGCGGCAGUGCCUUGGACCGAGGAAGAAGAGGAGAAGCUGAGAAUUUUGUUUUCCAAAAUUAAGUUGGAUGAUGGUACUGGGACAGACAUCUUAGCUAGACUCUUUAGACUUGGUUCCGUUGAUUCCCAACAAACUUUAGCUAAACAACUUGUUUGGUCGAUAACCACCUGUGUUGAUGCCAAUGCUAGAAGUGAGCUGAAGUCUGGUGUCAAAGGUCUACUUUGCAAAAGCUCAGUCUAUGAGCAGGAUUUCUCUGAUCUGAAUAAAGAUGACAUAUUUGCUGUUUGUGAGUCAUGUCUGGGUUCACUGGUUAGUCUGUUUGAGGAGGCGGCCUCUGGCACUGAUCCAUGCGAAAGGCCGACAAAAAGUAAGAAAGAUAAGCCUUUGUUAGAGCGCAUCUCAAAGCAGGUCGACAACAUAAAUUGGCUACUCGACAUCUUGCUUGAUCGCCAAAUGGCUGAGGAAUUCGUGGAUAUGUGGGCAGCUCAAGCAAAGCUGCUUAAGAUUCAUGAAAACGUGUCUCCAAUGAUUAGGUAUGAGCUUAGCCGUGUCUCUGCAAUGUUGUUUAUUGCGAUGGGCACCCGGAAAUUGCAUUGUCGGUCAGAAGCAAGAUUAGGUGUUCUGCGGGUAUGGUUUAGACCAAUGCUAUUAGACUUUGGCUGGUUACAGAGGUGCAGAAAGGGGUUAGACAUUAAGGCACUGGAAGAGGCGAUGGGUCAAGCACUUCUUACUCUCCCGUUGAGCGAACAGUAUACACUAUUUAUGGAUUGGUUUCUGUGUUUCUCCAAGAAUGGUACCGAAUGCCCCAAUCUCAGUAAGGCAUUCCAAAUCUGGUGGCGCAGAUCAUUCCUCAGGAACUCCAAAACUUUUUCUAUUGAAUCUCGGUGAAUUGGUGCCACCAAUGUUUCUGAUGCAGGUUUAUCGCUUAUUGUUUUGUGUUGAUCUGAGGGAAAUGUACGGAUGUGAAUAAUGUUGAUUGACUCUACAAUGUCUAACAUUUCUUCCUAGUAUUGGUGACCAUGACAAGCACAAUUUUAUC